GUGUUCACAAGAAGCAAACAAGCAAACGUCUUGAGGUCACAACGCAGAAAACCUUUCGGCUUUUGCUUUGUUGACUGAUCGGUUCAGAGUUCAUCUGUCGGAUUUCAAUCAGUUCAUCUUUAACUCUUGGUUGCAACACCUUCAAAUCUUUUUUCAGGCAGGAGAAAUUGUAACUUGCCCCAAACAUGAGCACUCAAAGAGUCCCUUCAUACGGUUCUUCUUCUUCCCGUAGUUGGAAAUAUGAUGUAUUUAUGAAUUUUGAAGGUGAAGGCACUGGCAAGAAUUUCACAGAUCAUUUGUAUGUUGCUUUGGAUCAAGAAGGAUUUGAAGUAUAUAAAAGUGACAAAGAAAUUGAGAGAGGAUCACCUGUUUCACCAGAAAUUGUAAGAAAAGCAAUUGAAGAAUCAAGAAUUUCAGUUGUUGUUUUCUCCAAAAGAUAUGCUUCUUCUACUCCUUGUUUGGAUGAACUUGUGAAUAUUAGUGAAUGUAAGAAAACGGUGGGACAAAUGAUUAUUCCAAUUUUCUAUGAUGUGGAGCCAUCUGUGCCAAGAUAUCAAAUUGGAGACUUUCAAGAAGCAUUUGCUGAACAUGAAGAAACUUUUAAAGAGAACAAACUGGAGGUGGAAGCAUGGAGGAAUACUUUGAAAGAGGUGGCCAAUCUCUCUGGAUUUCCCUUGAAGGAUAGGUACGAGUCAGAAUUGAUUGAAGAUGUUGUUGAAGAAGUGAGAGGAAAAUUAAGUGUUUCGGGUUCAAGAUUGAUGAAUUUGAAGAAAGUAUUAGUUGGUGUGAGUUCAUGUUUAGAGCAGCUAUGGAUGCAGGCAGAGAUUCGAAGGCCAAGGGUUCAAUGGAGGCAAUCAUCAAUCGCCCCAACUCUCAUCCCCCUUUUUUUUUUUGAGCCUUUUAUAGAGUUUUGA
Molecule: messenger RNA, 914 nt
Organism: Pistacia vera
Lineage: Eukaryota; Viridiplantae; Streptophyta; Magnoliopsida; Sapindales; Anacardiaceae
Product: toll/interleukin-1 receptor-like protein
Exons: 3
Coding region: 186-914 (242 amino acids)
Biological process (GO): signal transduction
Source: RefSeq, a predicted model, not a curated record